This is a messenger RNA of Suhomyces tanzawaensis NRRL Y-17324, 2220 nucleotides long. RefSeq lists its product as uncharacterized. The transcript has a single exon. The record is from RefSeq and is a predicted model, not a curated record. The coding region runs from base 1 to 2220 and encodes 739 amino acids. Lineage: Eukaryota; Fungi; Ascomycota; Pichiomycetes; Serinales; Debaryomycetaceae.
AUGUCAGGCAACGAAUGGGAGUGGCCCUCCACCGCAGGGGCCACCCGUCCCCCACUGCAGCCCCUGCCACUCCACAUCCCUACUGCCCUGCCGUCCAAUAGCCCCAGCCUGGGGCCCUUGGUGCCAGUGGUGCUGCCUGCAUCGUUCAACACGCUUCAUUACAGUCACAUCAACACCCACUUCAACCGUCAUGCUCCCAGUACCAGAAGUGCCGGCAGCGUCUCCAGCACCAGUAGCGCCUCCAGCGCCUCCAGCACCCCAUCCUCCUCCACCUCACACACAUCCGGCCCCCGUCAGGUGCCGUCGUCGAUGGACUCGUACGAGAACGAGUUCUUCAGCAGGCUACUUGGGUCGAUUUCCCUCAACUCAGACUCCGUGCUCUUGAUGCACACCACAUUUGCGUUGAUGGCAUACUUCAUGCGCUCCAACUCGUUCAAACUGUUUGCGUCCUUCGCCACCACCCCCGACACCGUGGCGCUGGCGCAGCGGUUGCGGCGUCGACUCAUCCGACUUUCGUCCAAGUACUACGGCUUGGCCAUCCACCAGUUGCGGGUGAUGAUCAGCACCCGCCACUUCAACGUGGCCACCGCGGUGGUGGUGUCAUCGUUGUUGAACAAAGUGUCGAUCUACGAGUACUCCGACCUCCACCACUCGGUGACGUUUUCCCGAGGCAUGGUUAGCAUCUUCAAUGAGGUGCUCGUCAAUUCCGACCACUGGCACCGUGCCGAAGACUCCAUACAGCGCCAGCAGUCACUGCAGGACAUGGAGUGGAUUACCAACUACAUUGUGCAUGCGUCCAAGGCCAAGCACUUCCCCGAAUACGACCCUGCAGUGGUGGAAGAGUAUGCCGGGGUGUUGCAUGCAUUCGGCGCCAUUUUGCUGCAGUUGCACCAGUCGCACCAGGCGCUGGCGUUGGGCAGCCGUUUCCAGGUGCUAGUGUUCCACUUCAACCAUCUCCACAACUACACCACCCAGUUGCAGGAACUCCUCGCCGAAAACGACAUCACCAGUAUCAACCACGACCCCCAUAAACUCUACAAGCUCCUCCGCCACUGGCUCAUCAUAAUGCCCUGCCGCGUGCACAACAUCGAGCACAUGGCCACCAACCCGCUCCACAUGACGCUCAUGGCGCUCUACAAAUGCCUCUCACGCUUGCUCCAGAACCUCUUUCCGGCCGUGCUUUUCCACUUUCUCCAGGGGUUCUGCGGCGGGGUGUCGCUCUGGACCGACUCCCGCUACGCACUCCAGUUCGUCAGCAGGUUCUUCGCCAACUUGGAGGUGGCGCUCCAGCUGCAGCAGGCAGAGCUGGCAGCAGACAGUACGCACCACGCACCCUUCGCAUUCUCCGACGACCAAAUCGCCCUGAUCUACAGCAUCAACCGCUACUGUCUCCGGGUGGACCUCUUCUUCCAGAAGCGCAGCAAUGUGUUGGCUCUCCUCUUUGGCGACCAGCGCAUCACCCCCGAAAUACCCCCGGAAACCAUCAAGUCCAACCUUAACGAAGUCAUGAUCCAAAAAUUCAAUUCUACCAAUAUCCACAUGUAUAAUUUCAUUCAUUUACCACAGGUGCUCAAAUUGCACAAAUCUGCGGCCUCCAUCAACAACUUGCAUAAGCAUGCCGAUGGCAUCUACUACUACAACAAGCAUCACUACCAGUACUUCCUCUGCAAGGAUUCCGACAAAGUACCCCCGGAUCUCGUGGAAACCGGCCGCGCAGACCCUUUGCUCCGCAUGCAUAUCUUCAACACCACCAACUUUGAGAUUGAAGACAAAUCCUCAAAGCCCUCCAACGAGCCCAUCGUCACAUACAAAUACUUCUUCGAGGGCAAAUUCCUCAAGGGCGUGCUUGCAGCCUUGGAGCAGUCAUACCAGGAGCUUUUUGACGGCAAGCACGAGAACGAGCCGGUGCUCUUUGCGCCGCAUAAAAUUAGCGGCUUAUUGGCGAAUGACACCGAUCCGUUGCUCUUGGCGAAUGAUGCAGACAUGGCAUUGUUCUACAGCAGAAAGCCCCCCGAUUUGAAUGCGAACCACGAGUCGUCCAAGGCCAUUCUCAACUUCUACAAUGCGCGCAACGACAUGGUCAGCCAGGAGCUUGACAGGCGCAGAAGACGUAGUGCCAGCAAGUCUGGGCGUCGUGCCGGCCGCGCCGAGGAAGGUGCCGACACCGAAUUCGAUAACUUUUACGACGACUUGAACCAGUCGUAUUUCGAAUUACAGUGA